This is a messenger RNA of Oryzias melastigma (Indian medaka), 5339 nucleotides long. It is a transcript of the gene stradb, whose product is annotated as STE20 related adaptor beta. The transcript is spliced from 10 exons. Gene Ontology annotation, biological process: protein phosphorylation. Gene Ontology annotation, molecular function: protein serine/threonine kinase activator activity; ATP binding; protein kinase activity. Lineage: Eukaryota; Metazoa; Chordata; Actinopteri; Beloniformes; Adrianichthyidae. The record is from RefSeq and is a predicted model, not a curated record. The coding region runs from base 937 to 2286 and encodes 449 amino acids.
UCCCGAGGGUUGCAGACCCUUGAUUUUACACACAGCCAGCGUAUCAAAAACAACAACUAGUUGGGGACACUCAAAACGUCAAAUAGUGACUCGAAGAGGUUCUAAACCAAACGUCCAUAUUUGACGACUUGGGAAUGAGAAUGUGUUGCACUGGCAGCCGUAUAUAUUUUCCCCAUCCUUUAUAUUCCAUUUUUAUGCACUUAUCCUUGAUUAGCAACACUUUAGUCACGUGCUCCAUGUGUGUCGUCUAGCAUACACAGCUGUUGAAACAAGACGCAAGAUAUCUAACUUGAAUGGUCAAACGCUGUGGACCUCUCAGCGAGAAUCUGGUGUAUUUUUGUAUGGGGUUUGUUACUAGUGUUUACCGCCCUUACACCUACAUCUACGGACAGCGCCCGCUGUCAGUACCGUGCUGUCACAGCACUGGAAUGUCAGUACCGUUCAGCCUCAACAAGUACCCUAUUCUUGUGGCUGUUUGUGAAUCAGCAGCAGAUGAAAAAAAUGCUAUUGAAAAACAAUUGUAUUUGUGAUUAGAAAAUAUCGUGGGUGGGCCACAAGCUCCAUGCUCCGCCCCAUUCAGAUGCUUCUACUUGUAGAUGACUAGACCCAUGUUUUUUUUUAAUUUGUUUUUCUUGUCCAAGUUGGCAUCUUCCUUAAAGCUUUAUACCUGGAUAACUUCAGUAUUGUUCACCAUUUUAGUUGGUGGUGUGAGGGUAUGUAAGCUAGCAGGAGAGCAUGUAAACAGAGAGCUCUCAGCAAGGCCAAGAGUCCCACCCACAUGAGCCUAUUUAUUUAAAAAGCAAAAAAAAAAAAAAAGUCAAAUGUUAAGUCGCACUGUCCACCAAGCCACGUAAAAAAAAUGCCAAGAGGUGGCUGUGGGCCCCACAAGCCUCCCCUCUGGACACGCAGCUGCUUGCCCUCCUCUACCUUCCCAGCAUGCUCCUCUUCCAAUUCCUCCUCGCUUCCGAGCAUGACUCACAUGUGCCCUCCCCCUUCCUCCCUCACCAGGACUGCUCCUGCGUCUCCCACGCUCAGGUCCAGCCCAUGGACAUAGAGGAGCGCUAUGAGGACACCAGCCUCCAGUUCCUGAGCUGUGACGGUUCCAAAUUCACUCUGCAAGGACCUGCGGGGGGCGAUGACAUCACAGGGCUGUCUGCAGAGCCCGCCCACUACCAGCUGUUGUCUGAGCUGGGAAGGGGCUUCAAUAAUCUGAGCCAGGUGAAAAUGGCGCGUCACAUUCCGACAGGGCAGCUUGUGGCGCUCAAGCAGACCAACUUGGAUGAGUGCACGGAGGAGGAGCUGCUGCAGCUCAUGAACGAGGUUCUGCUUUCCCGUCUCCUCCGCCACCCGAACCUGCUGACCUCUCGCCUGGUCUUUAGCUCCUGCUGCCAGCUGUGGGUCUUGACACCCCUCAUGGACUAUGGAUCGGCAGACACUUUACUGCGGACUCAUUUUCCAGAUGGAAUGAGUGAAUCCCUGAUAGCUUACCUGCUGCACGGUGUGCUGAAAGGCUUGGAGUACCUACAUCGGAGAGGCUACGUUCACCGGGGAGUGAAGGCCAGUCAUAUCCUGCUGUCAGGGGCGGGGCGCGUCUACCUCUCUGGACUCUACAGCGUUUACAGCAUGAUGCGGGACGGGAAGAGGAUGAAGGCCGUGUUCGACAUGCCGCACCACAGCCCGGCGCUGCUGCCGUGGCUCAGCCCUGAACUGCUGCGGCAGGACCUGCACGGCUAUGGAGUGAAGUCAGACAUCUACAGUCUGGGAAUUGUAGCCUGUGAGCUGGUCAGCGGGCGAGUGCCUUUCCAGGACAUGCCGCCCACUCUGAUGCUGCUUCAGAAGCUCCGCGGCUCCCACUGUUGCCUCCUGGAUGUGGCUCCUUUCCCGCUGGGAGAGCUGGGGGGACUAAAGGUGUCGCGAUCUGGGGUAGACUCGGGCAUCGGCGAGAGCGUGGCCACGGGGAGUCUGUCCCACAGUGCCACUGCGCCUCCUGCAGACAGACCUCAAAGCCCGGGACCCAAGAACCACUCGGCCACCCUGCACAACCUGGUCCAGCUGUGUCUCCAGCAGCAGCCUGAGCGCAGACCGUCUGCAUUUGAACUGUUGAGCCACGCCUUCUUCAAACAGGUGAAGAAGCACACCAGAGACUCCUUCCUCAGUCUCAUAUACCCAGCGGUACCCCUUACAAGCCCCGAAGACUCACCAGUGUCCAGUCCUCCCUGCCUGUCCUGUCACCCCACAUCAUCAGCUGCCGGCGACACAGUAGAGGGUGUAUGGGACUUCUCCUAGGCCUUUCUCACCCCAUGGUCCUCUUGACUAGCAAUCCAAACUAAAGACAAUCAAAGAAAAGCAACAAGGCCAAAUUCUACUGUGCUUUUAUUUUUUAGUUAUAUGUUCUUGACAAACUGAGCCUUUUGCAAAUUAACAGUUUUAUAUAUUUUUUAUAUGUUUUCCUGAUGCUUUGAAGACAUUGGGGGAUGGAAGCCACUGUGAAAGUGCUGGAUCACAGAAGCUGCUCUGGUCACACAGCAAGGAUGUCAGUAAUAAUGGUGGAUUAGUGACGAACGAUCAUGUUCUUCCUGUCACAUGAAAGGUAUCAAUAACUCAAAGAAAAAGUCAACUUUUAAACACUUUUUGACUACACUUUUUAGGGGAGGAGUCAAUGCAUAAUGUUCUGCUUGCAGAAUCUGUACAAAAAGUAAUAUUUCAAAAGCUUGAUUUAUGAUUCUGUGUUGAGUCAGGGUAAGAGACUCCAACCAUUUUCAGCAUGGACAUUUAUGCUGUUUAUUUCACUCGAGGUGACAGUAUGUCUAUUAAGCAUUAAAUGCUAACUAUCAUUACUGAUAGUUAGCAUGCUGAUGCUAACUGAUGGUUGUUCUUUUGAAAAAAAAGAGUUCUUACACUACUUUAUUUAAUAAUUAGCAUUCAGCCGGUUGGAGUCGAGGUUUGGAGUUUGUGUUCAGAGUGAUGCUACGUACACACCGGGCAUGUGAUGCACGUUCAAGAAGGCGCUAAGUAGGCAAUGUUGAACGUGCUUUUAGCGUGAGGUGUUCACACUGGACUGUCGCUACCUGAUACUAGUACUUGUACUUGCAUUUGGAAGAGGCUUAGUAAAAAUGUAUGCAAAUCUUGCAAAUUUUGCCCCAGGCUUCUUCCGAUACAUGAAAGAAUUUUGGGAAUAGAACCUUGUGGUGGAGUGUCUGUCCUGAGACUUUAAGGUCGUAAGUUCAAAUCCAGGCAAAGUCAUAACAAAGACUCAAGAAAUGGGACCUAAUGCUUCCCUGCUUGACACUCAGCACAAAAGGGUUGGUUUGGGGGGGUUAAACCACCACAUGGUUCCCAAGCGCAGCUGUGUCUGCAGUUAACCACUCCCCCGGUGGAUGGGUCAAAUUUGGAGAAAAAAUUUCACGCAACUAUGUGCUUGACAACUAAUGGAACUUUAACUGUAAUUCUAGGCAGGCACAAGUUGGAAUUUUUUUUUUUUUUUUUCAAGAUCACUUCUCAAAUGAUUGCCUCACAGUUCAACUGGCUUAACUUUUGACUUGUGUUUUGUUCGUAGAGCUAAAAACAAACUUAAAAAUGUGUGUAGCAAUACGAGAAUUUUGAACGUGGAAGCCCGAAACACACAUAUAUAUGUUUGUCAACAUUCUCAUUGGAAACAGUCGCUUAAACACGCAUUUCUGAGCCCGGUGUGAACGUAGCAUUAAACUUUUUUAGCUAAUACACAAAUACCUGCUGAUGUAGCAUGCUAACAUUGGCAGCUUAUUGCAAUAUGUUUCCACUCAUGAAACAUUUCAAUUUACCUCAAUGACUCCUCGAUGUGGAAUUCUAAAGUUUGAAUUUUUAGUGACGUUUGAAACUUUAUAGCGCUUACGGUAAACACUAGCAUUCAUGUAAUGUAUGUAACCAAAGGUGUUUGUUGUUUGUGAAGCCCUAGGGUGUAACUGUUGAAAGAUGCACUCAAAUGUGUAUCUGACAUUGAUGCUGUUCCUUUUAAAAGUCUUAGCCCUAUUUGAAUUGAAAACUGAGUUUUUAGCUAGCAAAGUGUAGCAGCAACAACAACAACUUUAGCUUCAAUUGUCAACAUAGUUGUUUUUUGCAAGGAAAAAUUCUGCAAAUUUAGCUAUUUUUAAGGAUCCAGUCAUAUUUUUUUUGUCAGAAAAAAAGAAAGUAAUGAGUAGCUUUAUUAGCUAAAGUGAUAUAAGUGCUCAUGUAGCAUUGUGAGUGCGGCUAACAACAGUUAGCAUUGGCCAUAGCUUGUCUAAACGGGUUAGUUUUGACGUAGAGGCAAAUAUUUUACAGGAAGUGGAGGAGUUUUUUAGGGUUUGAGUUGGAUUGUGGUGCAAAGUAGACGAGCUAGCUAGAGUUCUGUAUUGUUCUAAAAAGAUCUAUAAACUUGCAAUAACUUAAAGUAAAAUGACACCACGGUUAAUAGCUUAUGUAUUUAGACUGUGAAUUUUAAAACGUACGUACCUAUUAUUCAGUUUUUUUUAAAUGAAGGUCUUCAAACUAUGAACUGAAAAAAAAUAUAUAUAUACACAUAUAUGAACAUAUUUUAUUUUUAAAAGUUUUUUUUAAUGUGCUAAAGUCUCAAGCCUUUCCUCAUUUCUUUAUGUUUUGCAUUAAUUUGUAAAGUGACCUUAGACAUUAGCUUUCCAGGUAUCCUAAAGACUUUUUUGUUAAAUUACAAGUGGAAAAAAAUGGUUUCAGUGAAAGCGUAGUUUUUUAAAUUGAAAAACGAAGCGAUAAACCUAUCUGACGAGUUCUGCACAUGAAUAAACCGAGUCUACUCAUAGUAGUUUGUGCACAUGAGCCAAAUCCACGCUGGGAAAAACUUGUGAACAUUUUAACGUUAAGUGUAAUGUUGUUGUAAUAAUGUUAGAAAUAAUUUGUCAUCCUGCUCUGAUAAAAUGUGAUAUACAAGUGUCCCUGCUGUCCUCUGUUAUCCAACAAUGCCUUUAUGCUGUACCUGCAGACUAGCGCAUUCUCUCUGUAACUGUGAUUAUGUGUUUGGUAAACGACAGCUGUGAUUUGCAGUACAUAUCAACUAUUGUAGCUGUAAUAAGCCUUAAAUAUAGUCAUAUACUAUAAACACACCCGUAUGUGAGUUUCGGUAGAUCAUGUUGAGUGUUUUUUUUUAUUGAGAUAUUGUUGGUGACACACUUUGGUUUUAAUAACAGCAGCUAAAACUGCCUUGCAAUGAGCCAACACCUUAUUAUUACACACGUGAAAGGUUAAAUAGCCUAUAUUUAGUUACUUCUCAUAUACAAAGUCUAUAUGUAAGCAUCAAUGUUUUACACAAUUAGAAAAAAAACAUGAAAUAAACCUUUUUUUGAAAACUA